Molecule: messenger RNA, 3334 nt
Organism: Candidula unifasciata
Lineage: Eukaryota; Metazoa; Mollusca; Gastropoda; Stylommatophora; Geomitridae
Source: the annotation of a GenBank genome assembly
GUUUGGAGAUGGCUACAUCCUGAUCGGAUUUUCUCAUGGAUAUUUUGUGGUCAUUUCAACUCAUCCUAAGGAGAUAGGACAGGAAUGUUUUCAAGCUCGCAAUCAUAAAAACUCUCUGAACAGUGUGGCAAUUUCAACCUCUCUUGGCAAGGCAGCAUCUUGUGGUGAUAAUUGCAUCAAAAUACAUGACCUUUCUGACCUGAAGGAAAUGUAUGCAAUCAUUAACUUGGAGGAAGAACGUGGCCUUGACCUAAUUUCCUGGACUGAUGAUGGCCAGUUGCUGGCAGUGUCAACUCCUAAGGGAAGCCUCCAUGUUUACCUGGUCUGUCUGCCAAUGUUGUCCUCAACACACCAGACCCGCAUCGCUUACCUGACCUCAUUGCUUGAGGUCACUGUAGAAGACAGUGUUGCCCAGGAGGAACCCAUAACGAUCCAGGUGGAGGUGGAGCCUUCCUUUCUAGCAGUUGGACCGUACCACGUUGGUGUUGGCAUGAACAACAGGGCCUGGUUUUACUUAUUGGGAGAUUCAGGCCCUGAACUGAUGAAAGACAGCAGAGAGUACCUUGGCACUGUCCAGUCAUUGUGCCUGAAUGCAGACUAUGCUGCGGUCUACUUUGAAGGAAAAAUUCAGUUACACAUGAUUGAGGCUGAUAAGAUGGAGACCAGCGAUGAGAGAGAAUCCAGGCUGUUUCCUGACUCAGAUCAGAAAAACUGCAAGAUCACUUGUCAUGCCAUGACAGCAGACUUUCUGAUCUAUGGCACUUCUCUUGGAGGAAUCCACUAUUUCUUCAUUGAGGAUUGGAACUUUGUGGUUGACCAUCGUCACAGUGUCGGCAUCCGUAAACUCUUCCCAGACACCACAGGAGCACAUGUAGUGUUUAUAGAUGAGCAGAGUGAGGGAUACAUUUACAAUUCCGCAGAUGACACUGUGAUAAGUAUUGGUGACUUUUCUGCAACAACGCAGGGUGUUCUGUGGGAAAACUGGUUGCCAGAUAAGACUGUUUUCCUGGCUUAUGACACAGAGAAAAUGUACACAUUUGUUUACUGCCAGGAUUCUGUGAAAGGCAGCCAGGUCAUAUUUGCAGGAGCCUCACGACUUCCAUACGGGCAAGUCCCAGUUCUGCUUUAUAAUGGGGAAGUCACUCUGCAGACACCCAGUGGCAAGAUGGCUACCCUGCUUCUGGCUACGCAUUCUCAUGUUUUUAGUGACAACCCAGCCAGCAUGUCACCCAGUGAGCUGAAGACUGCAGUCACUCAGUGCAUGAAAUUAAGAAGGUUCAAGGAUGCCUGGGUGUAUUGCUCUGUUCUCAAGAGUGAGGCCAUGUGGAGGGAAGUUGGGAGAGCAGCCCUGGAAAAUAUGCAGCUGGACUUUGCCAUUAGAGUGUAUAGAGAGAUUGGUGAUGUCGGGAUGGUGUCUUCACUGAAACAAAUCAAGGGAACAGAAGACAAGAAUCUCUUGUGUGGCUAUAUAGCCAUGUUCCUUGGAGAGUUUAACUUGGCACAGGAUCUCUUUCUAGCCUCCCAGAACCCUUUGGCAGCUCUAGAGACCUGCUACACUGGGACAGCGCCCUUACAACUGGCCAAAGCCCUAGCACCCGAACAGAUCCCUUACAUAUCCCGGGAGUACGCCCAACAGCUGGAGUUCACCGGAGACUACCUCAAUGCUCUGACACAUUUUGAGAAGGGAAUCACCCAGGUCGAGGCUGAGCGAGAGCAUAACGAGGUGUGUGCUGCUGGGAUAGCUCGGAUGUCCAUCAGAGUCGGAGAUAUCAGGAGAGGUGUGUCAAUGGCAUCCAAGAUGCCGGGGAAGAUUCUGAAGAAGGAGUGUGCUGCCAUCUUGGAGAGUAUGAAGCAAUGGACAGAGGCUGCCCAGUUGUACGAACAAGGACACUAUUAUGACAAAGCAGCUUCAGUGUACAUCAGAGGCAAAAACUGGAACAAGGUAGGAGAGCUGCUCUCCAAAAUCACAUCCCCCAAGAUACAUGCACAGUAUGCUAAAGCCAAAGAGGCAGAUGGCCGCUACAGGGAAGCAGCUGAGGCAUACAAGAUGGCCAAAGAGUGGGACAAUGUCAUUAGAAUCAAUUUGGACCACCUGCAGAACCCAGAAGAAGCAGUGAAGAUAGUUAGGGAGACACAGUCGGUAGAGGGAGCCAAGAUGGUAGCCAAGUUCUUCCAGCGCUUGAAUGACUAUGGUUCUGCCAUCCAGUUCCUUGUGAUGUCUCACUGCAAUGAUGAGGCGUUUCAGCUGGCCCAGCAACAUCGACAGAUGGAGACCUAUGCAGACAUUAUAGGCUCGGACGCCACCAGGGAAGACUAUCAGAGUAUAGCUGUUUAUUUUGAGAAUGAGAAGAAGCAUUUCCUUGCUGGCAAGUUCUUCCUGUUGAGUGGACAGUACUCCAAAGCAAUGAAACAUUUCCUCAAGUGCAACUCUGAAGAUGGACAAGCAGUAGAACUGGCCAUUGAGACAGUUGGACGAGCCAAUGACGACGCACUGACCAAACAGCUUGUGGACUUUCUCAUGGGGGACGUCGAUGGCACACCAAAAGAUGCCAAGUACCUGUUCCGUCUGUACAUGGCUCUGAAGAGGUUUGGGGAAGCAGCUAGAACGGCCAUCAUCAUUGCCAGGGAGGAGCAGAACGCAGGGAACUACCGCAAUGCUCACGAUGUCCUGUUUAGUAUGUACCAGGAGCUGAAGCAGAACAAGAUCAAGAUUCCUGCAGAAAUGGCCACAAACUUGAUGAUACUGCACAGUUACAUAUUAGUAAAGAUCCAUGUCAAGCGAGGAGACCAUUUGAAAGGAGCCAGGAUGUUAAUACGUGUGGCUAACAACAUCAGCAAGUUUCCAUCUCACAUCGUUCCCAUACUGACAUCAACCGUAAUUGAGUGUCACAGAGCUGGCCUCAAGAACUCUUCCUUCAGCUAUGCGGCAAUGUUGAUGCGACCUGAAUACAGAAACGACAUUGAUCUCAAGUAUAAACGGAAGAUUGAAAUGAUUGUGCGCAAGCCGGACAAGAGUGAGGAGGAUGAGCCUGUGUCUCCGUGUCCAUUUUGUGGGUUUCAGCUUCCAGAGACAGAGCUGCUGUGUCCCGACUGCAAGAACAAUAUUGCUUAUUGUAUUAUUACUGGUCGCCAUGUACUUAAAGAAGACUUCUGUGUUUGUCCCAGCUGUGAUUUUCCUGCCAUUUAUAGCGAGUUUCUCAAGAUGCUGGAGACGGAGGAGACAUGCCCAAUGUGCAGUGAGAGAGUCUUGAAAGAAAACAUCCAAAAAAUCAUUGACCCCAGCAAGUACAUCCACCCAGAGACUGACAGUUCAAAAGAUGAGGAGAACUCUUAG